Falco peregrinus (peregrine falcon) is the source of this 1731-nucleotide messenger RNA. It is a transcript of the gene STYXL1, whose product is annotated as serine/threonine/tyrosine interacting like 1. Gene Ontology annotation, molecular function: protein phosphatase inhibitor activity; pseudophosphatase activity; protein tyrosine/serine/threonine phosphatase activity. The transcript is spliced from 9 exons. NCBI's taxonomy places the organism in Eukaryota, Metazoa, Chordata, Aves, Falconiformes, Falconidae. Gene Ontology annotation, biological process: protein dephosphorylation; negative regulation of cytoplasmic stress granule assembly; positive regulation of intrinsic apoptotic signaling pathway. Gene Ontology annotation, cellular component: mitochondrion. The coding region runs from base 93 to 1073 and encodes 326 amino acids. The record is from RefSeq and is a predicted model, not a curated record.
GGGCGGGCCGCGCGCUGCCGUCGCCAAGGUGACGGGGUGAGGCGGCUGAAACGACAGUCGGCGACAGUCACCCGGUCGCGUGUUGGUGCGAGAUGGCGGGAAUCGCUCUCUGCGAGCCCCACUGCCUCUACAACAUCGUCAGCCAGAAGCGGCGGGUGUCCCGGCUGGCGGAGGCCAACUACCUGUGCCUGCUGGAUGCCCGUACUCAGCAUGAAUACAACGAGAGCCAUAUUAUUACAGCACGCAGGAUUGAACAGAGUCCCACGGGGGAGUAUCUGGUACCGGAUUCAGAGGAGCUGCGGUGUGUCAGAUAUUGCGUGGUGUAUGACUGUGAGACCAGCUCUUUGGAUUGCUGUGACUGUGAGGAAGAGGAGAAAGAAAAAGGGAGCAGUCCUUCUUUGGAGACUGAAAACACUGACUCAAGUUCCGUAUGUUCCCAGAAUGCUGAGGAAGGAAGUGCCAUCCAGCAUGCCAGAGCCUUAGAGCAGUUCACCCGCCAUCCUGUGCUCAUCCUGAGGGGAGGAUACAAGCGUUUUUCAGCUUGCUAUCAUUUUCUGAGGACUCAGAAGAUAUUGUGGAUGCCUCAGCAGGAACUAGACAAUUUCCAGCCAUACCCUGUAGAAAUACUGCCUGAAAAGUUAUAUAUGGGCAAUUUCAAGCAGGCCUGUGACCAACAAAUUCAGAGAAAUCUGAAGAUCAAAGCACAAGUCAACAUCUCUGAACAGCCUGCGACACUGUUUGCAGAAGGCGGCAAAUACCUCCAUAUACCUGUUCCAGAUUCGCUCGAAGCAGAUCUUUUUUCUUCCUUUGCCACCAUUUGUCAUUUCAUAGAUGCUCAGCUGGAUCAUGGAGCAGUGCUGGUGUUCUCCAGCCUGGGGAUAAGCCGGAGCAGCACAGCAACCAUGGCCUAUCUUAUGAAUUCCUGCCAGUUUUCCCUGAAGAGAGCUUGGGACUACGUUCUGCAAUGCAAAACGAACAUGAGACCACACCGGGGCUUUGUGAAACAGCUCUCAGACUGGGAGACCCAAAUCUAUGGGACCACCAUCACAGACAUCUCUGAACCAAAUUACUGACAGGUAGCAAAGAGAACACCCAGCAGGGAGAGGGGCUUCCCUGUCCAUACCACUGUGACGGUAGAAAGUUACUUGAACGCUGUUUGAAAAAAAGAACUUAGCGUAAUGGACAGGUUUUCCUCUUUAGCUCCAUGUUAUUUCAGGUUAAGUUUUGGAGUCAUUUGGGGAACUCAUCUGUGCUGUAGAAGGUGGAAGUUUGGGGAAAGCAAGUCCUGCAGGAUGUGACCCAUUACACACUGCUUGUCUCUUUUGUAAGCAGAGGGGAUCGUAACCACAUUAUUGAGCUUUUUACCCCAGGUACGGGGCAGUCAUUAGGGUUAUCUCUGAAAAGGUUCGUUGAUCCAUAGCCUGGGACAGUCAAUUUAGAGUUUGACCGUGCCCGCUUCCAGCACAGCGAGGUGAUGACAGUUUCCCCAUUGCAAAUGUCCCUCCACCCUGCAUGUGCCUUUCUCAGCGACCUUCGGGCACGGCCACGGAUCUAGCAAGACCUCGCCUGGCACUCACCACCUUCUGAUACAACAAGCAGACCUCUUGGCGUGGCUGGGCAUUUUGAAGCAUCGAUCCGUUACGUGACAGCUCAAUUCAGUGCUGUCUGCUCUCUUACCACGCUGUGAACUCUUCGCAUUGACGUCAGAAAAUGAAAUGUUACAGAAAAUGC